UCUCACUCGAUGCACAUUACACCUACUUAGUUUGAUAGACGUUUAUGUUGCCAUUAACAUACAAUAUACUCGUAAUUUUUAUUUAUUUACCUAUUUAAUUUGGCAGUGAUAAUUUUGUGUUGUUUCAGGGCUGAAAUGAACGGUGCAAGAAACUCGCAAAAUGGACCAGGUGACAGCUCAGAAGCUAAGAAUAAAUUACUAGAAACGCAAGCUCAAGUCGAUGAAGUCGUUGGUAUCUUAAGAAACAAUGUUGAAAAGCUAUUUGAACGAGAAUUGCAGCUUUUGGGACUUGAUAAUCUAACAGAUGCUUUGCAAACGGAUGCAUCACAACUGGAGUCAAAGGCUGUAAAAUUGAAACGAAAAAUGUGGUGGAAAAAUAAAAAAAUGAUGAUCAUUCUGAGCUCGAUUGGAGCAUUUAUACUGAUACUGAUUUUAUAUACCGCAUUUUCGAGCUAACAUAAUGAUUCGAGUAAUUUGUAAAUGUUCUUCCGACGUUCAACGAACGAGUUUAAAAAAGAUUGUGUUAUUGUUGCUUAUUGUUGAAUUACAUGAAUUUUUUAAAAUAGGUAUGUAAUUAUUACACGA
Planococcus citri (citrus mealybug) is the source of this 585-nucleotide messenger RNA. RefSeq names its product synaptobrevin-like. Lineage: Eukaryota; Metazoa; Arthropoda; Insecta; Hemiptera; Pseudococcidae. Gene Ontology annotation, cellular component: SNARE complex; plasma membrane. The transcript has 5 exons. Gene Ontology annotation, molecular function: syntaxin binding; SNAP receptor activity. Gene Ontology annotation, biological process: vesicle fusion; vesicle-mediated transport. Bases 136 to 456 code for a protein of 106 amino acids. The record is from RefSeq and is a predicted model, not a curated record.